GGCUCAGAUUUGUCACAUUAAAAUGUAUUCAGGACAAAAAACAAUGAUUGCAAAGAUAAACAAACCAUAACUAUGCACAAUAACGACUUUGCAACCUUUGGUUUUUGUUUGAUACUUUAAAGUGACAAUUCUGAGUCAUCACAUUGUUACAUGGAAUUAACCACAUCUAAUCGUAGCAUGGCGCUGAUAGGUGGCCACGGCGCAGUAGGGAGGUCAGCAAUUUGCGGUGCUCGCGGACCACAGGGGUUUGGCGUAGGGAAUAUGUGUGUAGAGAGCCGCAACCAGCCAGUCAGCAUGUUAGGCAGAAUCAUCAGCACUCCGGGAUAUGCUAUGCUUGUGGAUGAAUAACGUUUAAAUUGGAUUGCCUGAAGAUUUAUUUGGAGAUAUUGUGUGCGUGGUUUCUUGCUGCUCUCUUGGCCUAGUAAAGGCACUUGACUUGAUCUGGUUAGAUCCCCAUACACACCACCUUUCGUAUUUCCUUGGAGCACGAAGAUUGCAGAAUAUUGGAAAUAUAUGAUGAAGAUUAAGCCCAACCAGACGAGGACGUAUGAUGGUGAAGGUUUCAAGAGACGAGCGGCAUGUUUAUGCUUCAAGAAUGAAAAAGAGGACGAGGUGUUGCUGGUGAGCAGCAGUCGGCACCCGGACCAGUGGAUUGUACCAGGAGGAGGGAUGGAGCCUGAGGAGGAGCCGUGUGGAGCUGCAGUCAGAGAGGUGUAUGAAGAGGCUGGUGUAAAGGGAAAACUUGGCAGGCUACUGGGGGUUUUUGAGCACAACCAGGACAGGAAACACAGGACAUACGUCUAUGUCCUGACUGUGACAGAGACCUUGGAGGACUGGGAGGAUUCUGUCAACAUCGGUAGGAAACGGAAGUGGUUCAAGAUCGACGAGGCCAUCCGGGUGCUGCAAAGCCACAAGCCUGUCCACGCAGAGUACCUGCGCCGACUCACAGCCACCUGUAACCCCACUUGCAGCUCCACCUGUUGCGGCCCCACCAACGGCAACACCUGGGUGUUCCCCAUGACGGACGACAAUGCCCCUGAGUACGUCAACUCCACCACAGGGGACAGAUAGGACAGAUAGGAUAGCCACCACCAGACAUCGCCAUCAGAGGAACCAGCAAAGUAAGAGGACCUAGCCUAGGUGCCAGUCUGUUUCUGCUAUCUUGCCAACUCGUCAUGUUGGGCUUGACAAUAACAGUAAUGGAGUAGGCAAGAGCACAAACUGAUCUGGGACCAUGCCAAGGAGGACCCAGGAGGACUCUCGAGUGGAAGUACCCAGAAUAGACAUUUUGCAUGAUUCGUUUCUGUGUUGAUUCUUAAUUUGUACAGUAUGAACUUUCUAAAGUUAAAAGGAAUUUAUUAUUUUAUUAGGGGGCAUGAAGAGUGUGAAAAUGUGUCAAAUGGAUAUUCAAUAUUUUUCUUUGUAUCAUGUUUUAAUCAACUGCUACCAGCCAAAUAAGGAUCUAUAUUAUUAAUAAAAACUUGAUCUUAAAGCUAAUCUCUGUUAACGGGAUCCAUUAGUCAUCAGCUUUCUAUCAUUAGCAUGACGUCAACCUCAAUGUGAAAAGGUCCUUUGUUUCAAGUUAUUCUUACAAGUUCGUCUUACAUUUUGAUUCCAUAAGGUCAAAAGCUACGGUCUAUGGUCAGAGUGCAGCAUUUUGGUGAACUGCUUUCUGCUUGAAGUAGCUCUGGUAGGUCAAUAGAGGGUAGUACCUCUGGAAAGGCUUAUUUCCUUUAUGCCAAAACCCCAACUGCUGCUUAUUUUAGGGCAGAGGUAGGCAACUUUUGUCAGAGCGGAUGGUCAGGGGGCCGGAACAUAAUUAUUUAGUAUUUAUUUGGACCCCCAGCUGCUGUCGAGGCAGUGGCUACUCUUCCUGGGGUCCAAACAGGAAACAAUACAAAUAAAAUGCAUAAUAUACAUACAGUGCCAUCAGAAAGU
Molecule: messenger RNA, 1938 nt
Organism: Coregonus clupeaformis (lake whitefish)
Lineage: Eukaryota; Metazoa; Chordata; Actinopteri; Salmoniformes; Salmonidae
Product: diphosphoinositol polyphosphate phosphohydrolase 3-beta
Exons: 5
Coding region: 514-1071 (185 amino acids)
Biological process (GO): diadenosine hexaphosphate catabolic process; adenosine 5'-(hexahydrogen pentaphosphate) catabolic process; diadenosine pentaphosphate catabolic process
Cellular component (GO): cytoplasm; nucleus
Molecular function (GO): diphosphoinositol-polyphosphate diphosphatase activity; bis(5'-adenosyl)-hexaphosphatase activity; endopolyphosphatase activity
Source: RefSeq, a predicted model, not a curated record